Amaranthus tricolor (Joseph's coat) is the source of this 4009-nucleotide messenger RNA. Its product is annotated as phosphoglucan, water dikinase, chloroplastic. Bases 283 to 3870 code for a protein of 1195 amino acids. Gene Ontology annotation, biological process: phosphorylation. The record is from RefSeq and is a predicted model, not a curated record. NCBI's taxonomy places the organism in Eukaryota, Viridiplantae, Streptophyta, Magnoliopsida, Caryophyllales, Amaranthaceae. The transcript is spliced from 19 exons. Gene Ontology annotation, molecular function: starch binding; ATP binding; kinase activity.
AGAUAAUAGAUAUAUAGAUAUUAUUAGGAAAAAGACUUAAAAAAAAAACAUGGUCCAAUGAUCUUUUACCUCCUCAAUGAUAUUUGAAAAGUUAGCAUCUUUAAGAAGCACACAAUUUCAAGCUCUCGAGAUUUGUUCUUCACCGUUUCUCUCACGUUUGUUCAUCAUCAUCACUUCAUAAUUCAAUAAUGAUUUGAAUUUCCCUGUAUUUUUCUUGUUUUAUUCACUCAAAACACCCAAUUGUUCUUUAUACUCUCAAAGUUUCAAUCUUUUGUCCUAAAAAUGGAUGCUUUUGGUAUGAUAAAAUGUCCUCAAUACAGCAAUGGUUUCCAAAUUCAACAACAAAUUAAACGGCAAUUCACUUCUUUAAACAACCCCAAUUUCAGAUUUUUGAAACCCAUGUGUUUUAAGCUCCCUUCUUCAACAAUUUCUCAGUCGCAAAUCUUUUGUGGGGUUUCAUCUGUUGAAAUUCGUGAGGAGGAAGAGAAAAUAAGUAAAAAUAAAACCAAGUCUAGACGGCAAGGGAAGGUUCGAUUAGGCCUCCUCCUGGAGCAUCAAGUACAAUUUGGAGAAAGUGUUGUGAUCUUGGGGUCAGCGGAAAAACUAGGAUCAUGGAAUAAACCAGUGGCGAUGGAUUGGACAGAGAAUGGAUGGGUUUCAGAUUUGGAACUGAUUGGCGGCGACUCUGUGGAGUUCAAAUUUGUGAUUAUGGGGAAGGAUAAAAGUUUAACCUGGGAAUCUGGAGAUAAUCGUACACUUCAAGUUCCGGAGAGAGGGAGUUUCAAAUUGAUUUGUCACUGGAACAUGACAACCGAGGCUCUGGAGCUCUUGCCCGCUGAAUCUGGGGACAGCCAGGAAGCUGAUUUGGAGGUGACUGAUGAUUUGGUUGACAAUGGGUCUGCUGUUAGUGAUGAUGUUGCUGCGGACACAGAAAUUCAGACAAGUCCUUUUGUUGAGCAGUGGCAGGGAAAGAGUGUUAUGUUCAUGCGGUCAAAUGAGCAUCGCGAUAGAGAAAGUGACCGAAAGUGGGACACUUCUGGUCUCGAGGGUUUGGCUCUGAAAUUGGUUCAAGGUGACCAGAAUGCCAGGAAUUGGUGGAGGAAGCUUGAAGUAGUUCGUGAGCUUGUAGUCGGAACUUUGGAUGAGAGUGACCAUUUGGAGGCUCUUACUCUUUCCGCUAUCUAUCUUAAGUGGAUAAACACCGGCCAAAUCCCUUGCUUUGAAGAUGGAGGCCAUCAUCGACCAAAUAGGCACGCUGAGAUUUCGAGGCUUAUUUUUCGUGAGCUAGAAAGAAUUUACUGUAGGAAGGACACCUCACCUCAGGAAAAGCUUGUUAUUCGCAAGAUCCACCCUUCCUUGCCAUCUUUUAAAGCUGAAUUUACAGCGUCUGUUCCGCUGACUCGAAUUAGAGAUAUUGCUCAUCGUAAUGAUAUCCCUCAUGAUUUCAAGCAAGAAAUCAAGCAUACAAUACAAAACAAGCUCCACAGAAAUGCUGGUCCCGAGGAUUUGAUUGCUACAGAAGCUAUGUUGGCAAGAAUUACCGAAAAACCUGGGGAGUAUAGUGAGGCAUUUGUUGAGCAAUUCAAGAUUUUUCAUCAAGAGUUAAAAGAUUUCUUCAAUGCUGGAAGCCUUCUUGAACAGCUGGACUCAAUCAAAGAAUCCUUGGAUGAAAAAGCAUUAUCGACUGUUACUUCAUUUUUGCAGCAGAAGAAGAGUUUAGAUGAUUUGGAAGGCGCUGAUGAAGAAAUAGAUAAACUAAUGAAGACUUUGGAAUCCCUGAAUUCUCUCAGGGAAGUAUUGAUGAAAGGUCUUGAAAGUGGCCUUAGAAAUGAUGCCCCGGACGCAUCAAUAGCAAUGCGUCAAAAGUGGCGUCUUUGUGAGAUUGGCCUAGAGGAUUAUUCUUUUGUUCUUUUGAGCAGAUUUCUCAAUGCGCUCGAGGCUUUGGGAGGAGCAAAUUGGCUUUCUGAACGUGCGGAAUCCCAGAAUGUUACUUCAUGGAAUGAAUCUCUUGACGCCCUUAAUAUUGGUAUUCGUCAACUGGGACUAUCAGGAUGGAAAUCAGAGGAAUGCAUAGCUAUAGGAAAUGAACUUCGUGCUUGGAAGGAAAAAGGUCUUUCUGAAAGAGAAGGAAAUGAAAAGAGUAAGAGGAUUUGGGCUUUAAGGCUUAAAGCUACACUUGAUAGAUCUCGGAGGUUGACCGAAGAAUACUCGGAUUCUAUUCUAGACAUAUUCCCACAAAAAGUUCAGAUGCUCGGAAAAGCUUUGGGAAUUGCGGAAAAUAGUGUGAGGACAUACACAGAGGCUGAAAUUCGUGCUGGUGUAAUUUUUCAGGUUUCUAAAAUGUGCACCAUUCUUCUGAAAGCCGUCAGGCAUUUGCUAGCAUCUCAAGGCUGGGAUGUUAUUGUUCCUGGCGCUGCUUAUGGAAAAAUUGUUCAGGUUGACAGCAUUGUACCUGGGACCCUUCCUUCAUCAUUAACCGAGCCUGUUAUUCUUGUUGUUCGAAAAGCGGAUGGAGAUGAAGAGGUGACUGCUGCAGGGGCCAAUAUAGUCGGUGUCAUACUCCUACAAGAGUUGCCACACUUAUCCCAUCUUGGUGUCCGAGCCCGUCAAGAAAAAGUUACGUUCGUUACCUGUGAAGAUAGUGAUACAGCUUCUCAUAUCGAGAAGCUUAGCGGACAAUAUGUCAGAAUGGAAGCAUCCUCCGGAGGGGUUGAUAUACGGCCAUAUUCACCUGGUGAAACGCGUCCUGAUCCAACGAUAGACAUUCCUCCGAGUGAGGAUCCAACUACAACAAGACCUGUCGAGUCAGAUGAUUCUUCAUCCUCAGCCGACAUAGUUCCACACUUAAGCAAGGUGGUUCCAUCCAAAGCUGUCAUUUUACUCGCUGAUGCUGAGCCGAAUACUUGUGGGGCAAAGGCUGCUGCUUGCGGACGAUUGGCUUCUUUGUCAGAGGCCUCCGUUAAAGUUUACAGUGAGCACGGAGUGCCUGCGUCUUUUAAGGCCCCUGCUGGUGUGGUUAUCCCAUUUGGCUCUAUGGAAUUGGCAUUAGACGCUAACCAAUCCUUGGAAACGUUCAACUUCUAUAUAGAACAAAUAGAAACCGCAGAGGUUGCUGAUGGAAUCCUCGACAAGCUAUGUGCCGAGCUUCAAGAACUGAUAUGUUCUCUACAGCCCUCGAAGGACGUGAUUCAGUGUAUCGAACAAAAUUUUUCGAGCACUGCUCGUUUAAUUGUCCGAUCUAGUGCUAAUGUAGAGGAUUUGGCUGGAAUGUCAGCAGCUGGGCUCUACGAUUCUAUUCCAAACGUUAGCCCGUCGGACCCAACAGUCUUUGGCAGAGCUGUCAGUAGAGUUUGGGCUUCGUUAUACACUCGACGAGCAGUCCUCAGUCGACGAGCUGCCGGGAUAUCUCAAAACAAAGCUCAAAUGGCAGUUUUGGUUCAAGAAAUGCUUUCUCCAGAUUUGUCAUUUGUACUUCAUACUCUAUCCCCAACCGACAAUGACAGAAAUGUGGUUGAAGCCGAGAUUGCUCCUGGUCUCGGUGAAACAUUAGCCUCGGGCACCAGAGGCACUCCAUGGCGCCUAUGUGCUGGAAAAUUUGAUGGGUCUGUGAAGACGUUAGCAUUCGCAAACUUUAGCGAAGAGAUGCUAGUGGGUAGAAUAGGCCCUGCCGAUGGUGAAGUUAUUCGAUUGACAGUAGAUUACAGCAAGAAACUGCUGACUGUUGAUCCUAUUUUCAGAAGGCAGCUUGGUCAGCGACUAUGUGCCGUGGGAUUUUUCCUCGAAAGAAAAUUCGGAUGUCCUCAGGACGUUGAAGGAUGCCUCGUUGGUAAAGACGUUUACAUUGUUCAGACACGGCCGCAACCUCAUUAAGCUGGACAUAACUACAUCUUUAUAAUAAAUCACCCCCUAGUCUGUAAAUUUCAGAAUCUCCUUCAACAGAACUGAAGUUUUUGUGGCAAUAAAAUGGCCGUUUUCUCAUUAUAGUUAAUAAAAGUUUUAUGAUAUAUAA